Spirometra erinaceieuropaei is the source of this 1729-nucleotide messenger RNA. The record is from the annotation of a GenBank genome assembly. NCBI's taxonomy places the organism in Eukaryota, Metazoa, Platyhelminthes, Cestoda, Diphyllobothriidea, Diphyllobothriidae.
AUGUACUUCCCCCCAAACCACCUAUACCAUCUCCCGCACACCUGUGCAACCUAUGAUCACUGGGUUCCCGGGGAACGUGUCGCCGUGGGCAUAAUCGACCCCCUACCGGUCUCAGUCCGAGGCUCUGAAUUCAUCCUCAUGAUGGUGGACUAUUUCACUAAGUGGGUCGAAGUGGUGCCACUCCUACAACAAGACGCAGCGUCCGUCGUGUACGCCAUCAGCCACACAUGGAUUAGCCGUUUGGGCGCCCCGAUGUCGUUUCAUUCAGACUCCAGCAGUACCUUCGACUCUCAAUUGGUGCAGGAGGUCUGCCAGCUUUGAGACAUGCACAAGACCCGCACGACCCCUUAUCACCCAGAAGGUAACGGUCUCGUAGAGAGGACCAACCGCACGCUGCAUAAUCCCCUCCUGGCGUUCGCCAAGGAUGGCCACGAUAAUGACUGGGAGGCCUACCUCCCUCUCUGCCUCCUGGCGUAUCGAAGAGCAGUCCAUUCAUCCACGGGUUUCACACCCCAUUUCUUAUGGGCUGGCCGUGGACUUCGUCUUCCGGCCGACCUUCGCUACCCCCUACCGACAUUUGACCCUUCCACACCCAGGACUUCGCUACACACCUUCGUGAAGUCAUACGGUCAACACUACGCGGCACGCAUCGCCCUGGGUGCGGCUUCUCCACCAAAAACAUCAAUUCGACCGACGCCCAUCUGGUGUCCCCUGCCAAAUCGGUGACCUGGUCAUGCACCACAAUCCCUCAUCCUUCCCAGAGCCUCUUCUAAACCCGACUACCCAUGGCGAGGACCGUUUGUGGUCCUCGGAAUCCUCGCCUCGGCCACCGUCCUCCUCCGAAUAGCAGCCCACCCCAAGUCACCCACUUUUACGUCUCAUUCCUCCAAACUCCAUCAUUUCUGAUUUCGCCUCCCCAUCUGCACACCUGACGCCCUACUCAUCCUUCUCUAUACCCAGGUACCCCCAGCGGCUAUCGAAAUUACCGUACUCCUUCCCCAUUCGACCACACCAGCACCGAGGACGAGCUCCGCCUUAGAGUGGGGCUGUGUAACGGACGGUGAUUUAGAGCAGAGUCUUUCCCCAGUCCCCCUUUUUCAGAAUUCCGCGCCGCGAAAUUCGGACUGACGCUACAUCUCCGUGCAUCCGCUAAGUCCCAUCUCCAUGUAACCAUUUUCCUGUUUCCAUUGUUUUUGUCGGUGUCAUCUCAUUUACGUCUAUUACUAGUCACUGUGCGUCUGCCUACGAGGGUUCUGGCAUGAGCUCCAAGGCACAACGGAACAAGCAUACUCCGUAACCUGAUCGGUGAGCGCCCGUCUGUCAUAUUUUGCUAUAAGUCGUAUCUAUCGUUUUAUAUUUUGCCUCGUAAAUGUGUUACUCAGUUUGUUGUCGACGUAGCUUAGCAUUUUGUACCAGUGCCUUUUUUAUACCUCUAUACCGGCUAUAGUUAAGUUUCCUGUUUUUGUUCCGAGUUUUGGGAUAACGUUCUCCACCAAUUGUGCAUCCAAGGGCAAACAUUUCCGCGAUCAUAGUUUUUCAUUAAUUCGCCAUGUCUGAUGUCCGCAAAUCCCCGGCUGACUUGUGUCACGAACUAACCCGUCUUUUAGACGAAGUCUCACUAGUCACGCCUCGUGGAGAAUCCCAGUCAUCCUUCCCGUCUACCAGUGAGAAUAAGCCCCACCACGCCUUAGCCGGUUCGGCACCUACAAUCUCAUUGGAUCCAGGAUAG